GGUACGCGCAAUCAAUCUGAUGGAGUAUUCGACUCUGAUUACCUCGCAACUAGUAAAAACGACUUUCAGAGAUCAGUAACAAAUUGCAAGCUGUAUCCAAGACAUGGAAUCAUGUUCUCAAAAGAACCUGAACUGGAUCGCUUUCCCUACCGCAAGGAGUUGAGUUAUUUGCCCACAACUCUUCACCGCAAUUCUCUAGAUUCGGGUUCGAGAGACUCGCUAGAAGGUCACUUAAAUCCCACAUCACCGCGUUUGAAAGCAGGUGCGAACAAUACUGCCGAACGACGUGUGACGAACGUCGUAAUGACACCUAGCGCAUGUAAAUCAAACCCUCCGGGUCUACAUCACUUUAAACCCAACACAAAGGUAAAUGUGGUUGAAAUGAAGCUAAAUCACAACGCAAUCAAAGAAGAGAGUCCGGUACAUCACUACACUUAUUGCCAGUUUUUCCAAGAGGCUAAGCGUAAAAAGUCUAAGACGCGCGGAACACAAUCUUUAUAUCGUGAGUCCUCCACCCAAACAUUACCGUUUCUUCCUGAGGUGUCGAAUAAAGAUAAUGAGUUGGAACAAAUAGAGCUUUCCAAAUUGCCAACUAUCUUGCCCGGUGAUGGUCCUCCCGGCUUAUAUCAAGUCGAAGUACUGGAACGUGCGCGCAAAAGAUGGGCUUUUGCAAGAGCAUUAAAAGAGAACUUUAGACAGCAAAUAGACGAAGUGAAGGUAAAAGCCAAACAAUCCGAGCACGGCGUUGUAUUACAGGCUUUCGAAUGGGAACAUUGGAUCGAGCGCGAGGAGUACUUACAAGAAUGCCAGAUGUUGCGAUUGGAAAUUCUCAUUGGUAUGUUCAAUAAACGCGAACAGAAAAUUCAAGAGACCUCUAAAACACGCAUUGAACGUAGUUACGAUCAAAUACUCGCAAGGCGCGAUGCUUCAUUGUAUAAGAACCAAUUGAAGUAUGAGAGAGAAAUGCGUCAACUGGAAAUCAAACGUCGUCGUGUGCCAAAAUGCUGGAGGAGAGAAAACAUACUCAGCCAACUUGGAACUCCCACCUCAGAGUUCUAUGGACCGGAAUUGCGUUAUGGCGUCAAUCCAUCACGCAGGCACUUUGUGGGCGGACGCGAGGAGUUCGAAGCACGUAUGGAUGAUUUAGAGAAACGCGCCGUCAAAUUUAGCAAGCUAGUGUGCUCGUUCACCAAACUUAAAGAAUGGGCGAAGCCCAAGCAGCGCUUUUUGGAAAUCGAACAAAACUUUUGCUCGGAUGAAAAUCUGCAAAAGAUGUAUGAAACACUUACGAGUUUACGCAAACAAGCAGUUAAGCAGAAAGUAGUACCGAAGUGUCUUAUACAAAAGAUUAAACAAAAGGUAAAGGAUGAAGUAAAAAAACCCAUAAAAGCAAAUGAAAAUAUUGUCGAGGAAUCUAAUGACAUUGAAGAUGUAACUAAAGAUAAAGUAAACGAAGAAGAGCUCCAACGUACGGACGACACGGAAUUCCGCCAAUCGAUAGAAGCAAAGAAGCAGCGAGCACAAUAUCUUAUGGAAGAACUGUAUAACGAGGACCUCGAGGCCAUGAUUCAAGAAUAUGAAGGCUACACCAUUGGAUGGCUUAUGCGUUUCCUGUCCGAGGAAAUGGGUCGGCUACAAGAACAACGCCUUCUGCACUACAUCACUAUGCUCGCCCAAAAGGAACGUUGGCUCCGCGAGGCUGCCGAAGCUGGACUACGACAAAAGGAAAAUGAAAUGCGUCAAAUCUAUGAACAAAUAUAUAUUGAUUCCUACGACUCUUGUCGCAGUUAUCUUAACAUGAUUUUGGAAAAAGACAUUCCGAAUAUUUCUCAUGAAAAGGCAGAGGUUGAAGUAUUGGAUAUGGCAAGAGUUAUUGAUGCGGACAUACAACGUUGGCUAGAUUCAUUUUAUGCCAUACAAAACCCAUUAAAUUAUUACUCCUUGCGUCAUAACCUCAAGACGAUAAUAUUUAAUAAUGUAGAUGAUAUUCUAAAAGCAGUCGAGACCAAGCAAUCAGUGAAGUAUGUCAUUGAGAUGCUUUUUAUAGAUGUAUUCGAAAAACUAGAACCUUACGACAUAGGGUCGUAUGCGGCAAACGAACUUGUCGAUCGUCUUUUCGAUCUCGACCUUUACUACUUCAGUUCGGAGGAGAAUUCGACCUGCUCCUGUCUUGCAUGCGAAUGUCCCGAAAGCGAACGCGAGAUUAGAGCUUUGAUACGAAAGCUAAUAAGACAAGCCGUGCCUGGACGGCGUUGGAAAACACCAGUGGAACGUUUAGCCAAAGAAACGGUGAAAGAUUUGAUUGACGGUGCCAUUAAUCUAGCUAUGAGUAGUGGUUCAGACUUCGAAAGUGGAAGCAUUGAACGUUUUUGUAGAUUGCGAUUAUCUCCCUCGUAUUUAAAUUUAUUUUCCCCAUCAAAACCCCAUAGUUUCGAUAGUUUUUCUACUGAUGAAUCAGAAAGCAUUAUACACAUCGUGCAAUCAGAUUUUCCUUGGAUUCGCGAAGAGCUGCCACUGAAACAUAAGAGUACUGAAAGCUCAGGAUCGUACCGUCAGCUUAUGCCCGAAGCGUUUGUUUUGGAAUCUUCCGAAGAUACCGAUACUGAUAAAGGCUAUAUAAAAGAUAAGACAGAAGUGAAGGACAAAUCGUCAGCAAAAUUUUUGAAGCUAAUCCACAAAGAGCUUUUAAAUUUCUUGAGUUCUGGAGAAGAGAGUGAAAGCUUGGAAGUGGAAGAUUUGUUUAGUACCACUAGAAGCGUUCAAAGUGAUUCAAGCGAUGCCUGCGGAUUAGGACUAAUCAUAGAAGAAAUUAUUAACAAAAUAUCAACAUUUGAAGAUACAACCAAAGGCCCCCGCAAAAUGUCGGAAAUCGUAGAAACCGUCACCAGAGAGCCAUAUUUUAUAACAGAGAAUGAAAUCGCCGAAAUUUACAAAAAAUCUGCGCCCCUUGAACUUAUCACCCAAACAUCCAAUGAAACAUCUGCCGAGCUAUCAGAAAAGGAACGUGUAGAGAAAGAUAUCGGAAGUAAACAACAAUUAACUUCAAAGACGUACAAUAUGACGCAAGAACUAGAAACCGACUCGCAUCAAAACGUUGACGAUACUGAUACCGAAUCUACAAAUGGACCAGAAACACUGCCGCAAAGAGGGCAACAAGAACUAACGUCUCGAGAGGUAUCGCAUUCAAGAAGUGACAGCAUGAAAAAAUCAUCUUUAAUAACCAGGGAUGGCCAACAAAGUGGUACGUUACGUGUACGUAUCAGUGAGAAAGAAGAGAAAAUGGAAUUCGUAAAACCACACUCAACAAUACCGGUCGAAGAACUGGUUGGAAGGCGUGAAACCUCAAGUCUGAAGUCAGUGCAAACUAGCGAUGAAGUUGCGCCAGAAAACAAUAAGUGACAUUUGAAUGGAACUAAAUAUAUUUUUACGUAAUACAAACAUAUGCAUAUCGAGGGCUUAUAUUCAAUACCCUCUAUCUGCAAAUUUCACAAAACCUACUUAGCGAUGUUAGAACCCAUCUGGGACUUUAUG
Rhagoletis zephyria (snowberry fruit fly) is the source of this 3531-nucleotide messenger RNA. RefSeq lists its product as uncharacterized. The record is from RefSeq and is a predicted model, not a curated record. NCBI's taxonomy places the organism in Eukaryota, Metazoa, Arthropoda, Insecta, Diptera, Tephritidae.